This is a messenger RNA of Mizuhopecten yessoensis (Yesso scallop), 1073 nucleotides long. RefSeq names its product yolk ferritin-like. Gene Ontology annotation, cellular component: cytoplasm. Gene Ontology annotation, molecular function: ferrous iron binding; ferric iron binding. Bases 190 to 876 code for a protein of 228 amino acids. NCBI's taxonomy places the organism in Eukaryota, Metazoa, Mollusca, Bivalvia, Pectinida, Pectinidae. The record is from RefSeq and is a predicted model, not a curated record. Gene Ontology annotation, biological process: intracellular iron ion homeostasis; iron ion transport. The transcript is spliced from 7 exons.
GUUACCUUGAUCGCUGCGCCCACCUAGCUAAGUUCAUUCAGCCCAGUGGUUAUCAAUAGAUGAUUAUAACCUUUUGACAGUAACUCUGUCACGUGGGAGACAAUCUACUUUGUACCUAUCUAAGUCCACUGGAGUCAUUGCAACAUCCGACGCCAUUAGCCGAACCAAAUCUGAAAACACGACGACGUUAUGAGGACGUUCAUCAUUCUCCUUAGCCUGGUGGCUUGUUGUUUAGCGGUUCUGCCAGUGAAAAAUGUGGACACUGUCCGAGCCUCGUUUACGGACGCAAACAUAGAAAAAGUGGUCAACCAAAUAAACAAGGAACAAGCAGCCAGCUACUUUUACCAGGCCUACAGUAAAUUUUUCAAGCGUGGCGAUAUUGCUUUGGACGGGUUCUCCAAGUGGUUUGCCACGGCGGCUAAAGAGGAAAAUGACCACGCCGAGAAACUGAUGGAUUAUCUGAACAUGCGAGGAGCAGAGAUAAACCUCGAUGACGUCAAACUGCAAACCAUCUGUGACAAAGUGACUGAAAAGCUGAGCGAUUUCCCACAAUUCAAUAGACGUGAAGCAUGUAUAUGUAACUUCAUGUCCAGAGACCUGACACAUACAGAUACAGAAUGCCUGAAGGGUCAGACUGCGUGGUUCGCAGGUCUUCAGGCCAUGCAGGACUCCUUGGUGCUUGAAAGAUACGUUAAUGAUGCACUUCUCACUCUCCACAAAGAAACAUCGAGCGACCCACACUUGAGUCACAUGUUGGAGCACGAUUUCCUUGGUGAACAAGUCGACUCCAUCAAACAGUACGCAGACUACAUCACUCAGCUUACUCGUGUGGGCUCGGGAUUCGGAGAGUACGAGUUCGACAAGACGCUUCAAUAAUAUAAACGUCGCUGUUACUCGGACGCUUAUGUAAUCAUUAUGUCUUUGUAAAUUUGACAAUUUCCCUAAUCGUAAUGAGACUUUAUAAAACAAACAUUUUAUAGAUUGAAAAACAUGUCAUGACGAAUCCAUGUAACCAUGUUUUGUAUAUGUGUGUGAAUAUCGAAAAAUAAAUCUUACAGUUUGGGUCAUCUGAA